AUGGCGACAUCACCUACGAUAGAGAAGGUCAGGCAACCAGGGGAGGAGGAGGACAGUAGUGAGGAAGAGGUGGAAUGGGUGGUGAACGGAGAGGAGGAAGAGGAAGCUAAGGCGACCCUAGGAGUGGUGGGCCGUUUGUGGACUGAGAGGAAUAUUAACGCGAAUGCCCUAAUCGCAACAAUGCGAAGAAUCUGGAACCCUAAACAUGGCUUUGAAGCAAAUUGUAUUGAGAAGAACACCUUCUUUUUCCAGUUUCAUCACUGGAAGGAUAAGGAACAAGUGAUGGAGGCUCAACCAUGGCACUUUGAACGUCAUACCCUAGCCCUAAGCGAUGUCAAUGGGGAGGUAAAACCAUCUGAACUACCUCUCCACAACACCCCGUUUUGGGUCAGAAUAUAUGAUCUCCCUCUGGUAGGACGUACCAAUGAUGCGAACGCCAGGGUAAUUGGGAACAAGGUAGGGUCUUUUAUCAAGGCAGAUAAGUCUGAUGUUAUAGGGAUAAACAAAUCUCUUAGAGUUCGCUCGAUGAUUGACCUACGUAAACCCUUGAAGAAGGAAGUCACGCUGAAAAUGAGAGGUGGUGAAACAGAGAGCUUCCCUGUGAAAUAUGAGAAAUUGCCACUUUUUUGCUACGUAUGUGGCAAACUGGGACAUGGCGAGAAAGAUUGUGAGGAGGCAAUGAACGUGACAAACCCCAAAAGACUGUAUAGUGACAAACUGCGGGCAUCCCCUUGGCAAGUUAACAAAGGAGACCAUGGAGAAGAGGUAGAGGAGAAUAUCACAUGCGCACGCAAACUGUUUGUAACAAAGCAAAAACAGCUCGCGAGGAGGGAUGGAAAAGGUGAGGAAGAAGUGCGUGAAGUGGUGCAGCAACUGGCGGGAGUAACACUCUCCUUGGGUGGUAGGGCUACAGUGGUGGAAGACAAGAAUGAGGGGAGGGAAAGACAUGAAUCACAGAAUGCAAACCAUACAAAGCCAUCAGAGAACCCCCGAGCAGAACAAGGGGAGUGUCAGGUAGCCUUUGUGAUAGGCAGCAGCACAAAAGGAGAGCGCAAGCUAAGGAAGGUGAACAAAGUGUGUAGAAGGAGGGGGGAGAAGGGUGAGGAUAGUAUGGUGUGCGGGAAACGGAAGGAUCAAAUGGAGAUUGAUGGAGAGGAGAUUGAGGAGGGGAGUGAGGGAGUGAAAAAAUCAAGGGCUUUAAUUUUCUCAGAGGACACCACGUCCUUGUGCAAAGUAGCGGAGGUUGCAAGCCAACCCCGCGAAUAUCAAUGA
This is a messenger RNA of Spinacia oleracea (spinach), 1272 nucleotides long. RefSeq lists its product as uncharacterized. The transcript has a single exon. The record is from RefSeq and is a predicted model, not a curated record. Gene Ontology annotation, molecular function: nucleic acid binding; zinc ion binding. The coding region runs from base 1 to 1272 and encodes 423 amino acids. Lineage: Eukaryota; Viridiplantae; Streptophyta; Magnoliopsida; Caryophyllales; Amaranthaceae.